CACAACUGGACUGUGGAAGAAACCAUACAGUGGCUUAUUUCGUCUGUAGAGCUUCCUCAGUAUGCCAAACAGUUUGAAGAAAAUGCAGUUGAUGGUACAUCGCUUCCAAGAAUGGCUGUAAAUAAUAUGCAUUUCUUGUCAAAUUUGGGGAUUAAGGAUCCAAUACACAAGCAUAAAAUAUCUUUGAAAGCAAUGGAUGUUGUUUUAUUUGGUCCUCCCAGAAAUCACAAUUAUCUUAAGGAUAUUAUUUUAACAUUAUCACUCGGUAUUGCUAUUCUUGGUUGUUGGUUUGCUUUUGUUCAGCAUAAAAAGUCCCAAGCUCAGUUACGGAAAACUAUGAAAGACAUGGAAAGCUUACAGUAUGCUGAGGAAUCAUUAAGACAAUUACAAAAAGAAUUAGAUAAAGCAAAACUUGAACAAGAAUUAGUUGUGACAGAGAAGAAGAACUUAGAACGUAGGUUACAAAAUGAAAUUACUUUUGUGAAACAGGAUUCAUGUGGAAAUUCAGAAGCUGAUCAGACCAAAAUUCAAAGAUUAGAAGAAGAAUUAAGAAUUGUAACUGAAGAUUUACGAUCUGCUGAGCGAGCUUUGCAAGCACAAAAGUGGUUUCCAUCUCCUGCAUUACAGCACUGGCUGCAACUUACUCAUGAAUUAGAAUUGCGUCAUUAUAAUGAAAAGAAAGCAGCAGCAGAAAAACAGUUAGCUGCAGCAAAAGAUGGUUGUGAGAAGCUGCGAAAAAAAAGAACCAGCUUUAUGGGUGCUUUCAGGGUAGCUCAUGGAAGUUCCAUUGAUGAUGUUGAUAACAGGAUAUUACAAGCUAAAGCUGCUCUUUCUGAAGUGACCAAAGACCUACAGGAGAGGAUUAAUCGUUGGAAACAGAUUGAAGCACUGUGUGGAUUUUCCAUAGUACACAAUCCUGGAAUUCGACAUUUAGAAUCUUUAUUAGGAACUUCCAUGACAGUUGUCACUCCGCCAAACAGUGUAACUCCAAGAAUGACUAGAAGAAGUAGUGAAGGGACAUUAACAGAUGAAGAAUCUGUACCACUCUUGGAUUCAGGAAUAUCUGCUAGUGAGUAACUUAUUUUUAAUAUCACAGAUUUAUGCAUUUAAAAUUGUAUGAAUAUAUAUA
Messenger RNA from Stegodyphus dumicola, 1129 nucleotides. RefSeq names its product stromal interaction molecule homolog. Gene Ontology annotation, molecular function: protein binding; calcium ion binding; calcium channel regulator activity. The record is from RefSeq and is a predicted model, not a curated record. NCBI's taxonomy places the organism in Eukaryota, Metazoa, Arthropoda, Arachnida, Araneae, Eresidae. Gene Ontology annotation, cellular component: plasma membrane; endoplasmic reticulum. Gene Ontology annotation, biological process: activation of store-operated calcium channel activity; store-operated calcium entry; intracellular calcium ion homeostasis.